AUGGGUCUUUUUAGGCGAUCUGUCAAUCAUCUCCACCUAUUCCAGAUCCCUGUUCUCUCUGCUGUACCAUCUGUAGUCCUAGCCAUGGCUGAGUCACCUCUUCUGGACUCUUAUGAUCUCAGCUCACUGACGAUCAUAGGGACAGGUGGUGCUCCCAUGAGUAUAAGCGUAAUGGAUCGUCUCCAAAAAAGGUUGCCCAGUGUGCAAAUGGUACAGGGAUAUGGUAUGACUGAAGUAAGCUUUGCUUCACAUACCUCCUCGCUAGACAGUCCGAAAGGCAGUGUGGGCGUGUUACUCCCGAACACGGAAAUGAAGGUA
Molecule: messenger RNA, 318 nt
Organism: Strongylus vulgaris
Lineage: Eukaryota; Metazoa; Nematoda; Chromadorea; Rhabditida; Strongylidae
Source: the annotation of a GenBank genome assembly